Molecule: messenger RNA, 1923 nt
Organism: Arachis ipaensis
Lineage: Eukaryota; Viridiplantae; Streptophyta; Magnoliopsida; Fabales; Fabaceae
Biological process (GO): DNA repair; telomere maintenance
Molecular function (GO): DNA helicase activity
Source: RefSeq, a predicted model, not a curated record
AUGGUGAAAUCAGAGAGGUUAAAAUUCUUUAGGUGUAAACAACCACAGUUGAGGAUUGAUAAAUACAAAUGUCUGCAUGAAAGUCUUAUAAACGGGGAUGUAGAUGCUGCAAGGCUUGGCAAAAGAAUCAUUCUUCCCAGUACUUUUACCGGUGGACCUAGAUAUGCAGGAUAUCCUAGCUAUUUUAUUACCAUUGGAUUGAAGGCAAAAGACCGUUCUGAUAUAUUGUGUCGAGUUUUCAAGAUCAAGCUUGAUGGUUUGAUUGAUGACCUAAAAGAGGGAAAAAUCUUUGGCAAAAUUUUGGUAUACAUUUGCACUGUAGAGUUUCAAAAGAGAGGGCUUCUGCAUGCACAUAUCCUUUUAUUCAUGAGUAACGAGUUCAAGCCACAAACACCAGAUGACAUAGACAAACAUAUAACAGCUGAGAUUUCUGAUGAAAAUGAAAGGCCAAAUCUACAUGGAGCUGUUCAAAAUUACAUGGUACAUGGUCCAUGUGAAUUGUUGCUCAAGUUUGGGUGCCACAUAAAUGUAGAAUACACAUGCCAAACAAGUUCUAUUAAGUAUCUGUUUAAGUAUGUACAUAAGGGUAAUGACCGCGUAACAGCUACUCUAUAUAAUGCUGGUGAUCCGUCAGAAGCCACACAAGUUGUUGACGAAAUUAGGAAUUACUGCUAUUGUAGAGCAAUAUCUCAUAAGUCCAUGUUUUUGGGAUGGAUGGCGGCGAACAUGUCAUAUCCCUAUGCUCGAAGUCUGACUUAUGCUGAAUUUCCAACCAAGUUUGUUUGGAAGGACGAUUCUUUAAAGUGGUUUCCUCGAAAGAAAUGUUUCGAAAUUGGAAGAUUGACUCAUGUACCUGCAGAGUUAACAAUGUCAGAUGAUGAGAUUAAGCAGUUGUGCUUAAUGGAUAUAGACAAGAUCUUAUAUUCCUAUGGUAAAAUCUUGAAAGGCUAUCCUCCUAUGCCUUUAGCAACUGAAGUUGAUAGUUCUUUGUUAACCGAAAGGGUUAUUAGGGAAGAGCUAAACUUUAACAGGGAUGAUUUAAAGAAAAAUGCCUCAGACAUGUUAGCCAUCGCAACACCUGAGCAGAGAUAUGCAUUCGAUAAAAUUGUUACAGCUGUGUAUUGGUGUUACAUGUAUUGUGAUGAAGGGGGCUUUUUCUUUAUGUAUGGUCAUGGGGGUACUGAAAAAACAUUUCUCUGGAACCUUAUGUCUGCUGAGAUUUGCUCAAGGGGUGAUAUAGUGUUAAACGUUGCUUCGAGUGGUAUUGCAUCUUUACUUCUUCCUAAUGGAAGAACGGCACACUCAAGGUUCAAAAUACCGCUGAAUAUAACUGAGGAUUCUGUAUGUAACAUCAAACUUGGUUCCCCUCAAGCAAUGUUGCUGUUGAAAGCCAGACUUAUAAUUUGGGAUGAGGCUCCAAUGGUUAGUAGGUACUGCUAUAAAGUACUUGAUAAAGGCUUGGGUGAUAUCAUGAGGUGUUCCCCAAUAUAUAGCAAAGAUUUGCCCUUUGGAGGAAAAAUGGUUGUAUUAGGUGGAGAAUUUAGACAAAUUCUUCCUGUCAUUCCACGAGAAUCGAGACAAGAUAUUGUUCAUUCAACUGUGAAUUCGUCCUACCUUUGGAAGUUUUGUCAGGUGCUCAAACUAACAAAAAACAUGAGACUCUCUGUAGGGAUGACUGCUUCAGAUCAAGAUGAGACAGAGCAAUUUGGUGAGUGGUUAUUGAAAGUUGGUGAUGGUCUAAUAGGUGACAAUAUGGAUGGUGAAUCUGAGAUAUGUCUUCCAAGAGAUAUUGUUAUUCCUUCUUUGGACCAGGCAUUUGAUGAGUUAGUUCAUUUUUUCUUAUCCAAAUAUUUUGGAAAACAUGUCCUCAAAGGAUUUUUUCAAAGCAAGAACUAUACUGGCUCCCACACUAGACAUCGUUGA